Molecule: messenger RNA, 534 nt
Organism: Penicillium waksmanii
Lineage: Eukaryota; Fungi; Ascomycota; Eurotiomycetes; Eurotiales; Aspergillaceae
Exons: 3
Coding region: 1-534 (177 amino acids)
Source: RefSeq, a predicted model, not a curated record
AUGUUUGAAGCUCAGCUGGAGAAUCUCCAAGGCAAGCUCCGGCACCACGUGAUCAGUUCCGAGGCCGGACAGACCGUGGGGUGGCGUUUACCUCUUAAGCUCGACUACUGUGGUCUCGCCACUCGUCGUCUCAGGAUUAACCCUCCUGGCCGUGGCCCUGGGGCACCACAUGCUGGUCGGAACUAUCCAACCACUUCGAUAUUCAUGGCCAGGGGCACCAUAUUUACCCCAUAUGAAGUCUUGAAUUUGGAUCAUGCCGCUCCGUAUUCAAAGAACCUUUACUACGACCUCGUGAAGAUCUACCAUCCAGCUCGACCCUGCAUUGAGCAUCGUCUUUGUCGAGGCCUAUCACCUGAAGUUCGCCUUAAGCGGUACCACAUUGUCGUAGCAGCUCAUGAACUUCUUUCCGAUCCCAAUAAGCGAGCUGCAUAUGACCAGUUCGGGGCUGGAUGGAAAUACGGGCCGAAACAGUAUAACACCACAGCUGAAGCAUCUGCAGAAUGGGAUUUUUAUUUCAAUCCUCGCAACGUAUAG